Chaetomium strumarium is the source of this 1370-nucleotide messenger RNA. RefSeq names its product heterokaryon incompatibility protein-domain-containing protein. The transcript is spliced from 2 exons. The record is from RefSeq and is a predicted model, not a curated record. Lineage: Eukaryota; Fungi; Ascomycota; Sordariomycetes; Sordariales; Chaetomiaceae. The coding region runs from base 163 to 1275 and encodes 370 amino acids.
CUCUCUCCUGGAAACCUCGGAGAUGUAAACAUCGAGAUGACCCUCUAUCCUGAUGAUAUGCGUCCGGUAUUGAGACAACAGCAGAAAAAACAGAGACCGAAUCUUUCGACUUUGCCGUGGAGACCGCACGGCUAAUGCAAUUCGACUUCGUCUGAGCAGUCGAUGCGGUGGGCGAAAAGGAUGCUGGAGGAUUGUGAAGCACAUCACGAGAUAUGCAAGGCCUCGCGCAUGGCCACUGGCCCAUGGCUGCCGACCAGGCUUGUCUUCCUUGGAAAGCCAGGUCACAACCCGCGGCUGGUGGAAGCACCAGAAAUGCGGCUUGAGCCCUCCUCACUGCCGCUCCGAUACACGACUCUCAGCCACCGUUGGGGCAAGACCCACCCCCUGAAACUGACUAUGGAGAACCGAUGCCAGUUCUCUAAUGGGAUACCGUGUCAAGACAUACCCAAGACCUUUGCCGAUGCCAUGGAGAUCACCAGGUUUCUCGGCCUAGAGUAUAUCUGGAUCGACUCCCUUUGUAUCAUUCAGGGCGACGAACGGGACUGGGAACGCGAAUGCGCUCGGAUGGCUGAUGUCUACCGACAUGGCUAUUGCAACAUCGCAGCGCUGGAAGCGGCUGACAGCCACGGAGGCUGUUUUAGCGCCUGGGAUCCAACACUGCUCAGUCCUAUUGUCGUUGAAAGCAAGUGGCGCAACCAAAAUAGCCGUCACUGGGGGCACUUUACGGAGCAUAGGGAUUACCCCAUAGCUGAGUUCGAGACAGCCCCGGUCCAUCUGCGUGGUUGGGUGCUUCAGGAGCGCCUUUUGUCUCGGCGGGCUCUCCAUUUCGGACGGAAGGCGAUAACCUGGGAAUGUAAGGAAAGGCUCAGCGCAGAACUCGACGGGGAUACGGCAUGUUCGAUACCAUUCGACCAGGAGUCGCGCCGCAUACCCCACAGCUACUUCGGCGCCGUAGGCCACACCGAGCUCUCACAAGAGGAAGCCCGCGACCUCGUGCAGGCAUGGUUCAUGGGCGUCGUGCCCCAGUACACCGCUGCAGGACUCACUUAUCAAACCGACAAAUACAUGGCCAUCUCGGCCCUGGCACGCGAGGUGCACCGUAAACUCAACCUCAACACUGGCAGGAAACCUGAAGUGGAAUACCUUGCAGGCCACUGGAGCCUCGACCUCGAACACCACCUGCUGUGGUGCGCGGCUUCUCCCGAGAGUGCCAGAAGACGCUUGGGUUUCGCUCAGCGGGUCGGUGCGCCCUGUGAGAUGGGGAUUCCACCAUAAUCUUCGUCACACCGCGCUGCUCAGUCAUGUUUCCGGUUAUCGUCUUUCCCCAAGGUCCGGCGACCCCUUUUUCGGCCCCGAAGCACGGUCAAGGA